Messenger RNA from Stylophora pistillata, 1232 nucleotides. RefSeq names its product NCK-interacting protein with SH3 domain. The record is from RefSeq and is a predicted model, not a curated record. NCBI's taxonomy places the organism in Eukaryota, Metazoa, Cnidaria, Anthozoa, Scleractinia, Pocilloporidae. Gene Ontology annotation, molecular function: protein binding; Arp2/3 complex binding. Gene Ontology annotation, biological process: endocytosis.
AAAUGGCGGCUGUGCGCUGUAUUUCAGAUCAAAAUGAGUUUUCGUUUUUAAUUUAAGCCAUUUAUAAGUUAUGUCAUGUACAGGUCUAUAUACCAUUUGGUGAGCAGGGAGAAGGGGGUCCUCCCCAUCCGUGCUGGAGAUAUAUUUGAAUUUAUUGAACAACAUGAUGCAAACUGGUGGCGAAUGCGCGCACAUGAUAGUUCUGUCGGACUCGUUCCUGCUUGCUACUUGCAGCCUGUCGAAACGACUGACCCAGGUGAAACACAAGCAGUAUUAGAGUCAGUAGAUAGAGCUAUAGAAGCCAUCCAUUUACAAGCUGCAAAUUUUGGAGGUGUUUAUACUCAUGAGCAAAGAGCUAAUUUAAGAAAAUUACUUGAGCACCGAAAUCGAAUUAAUUUAGAAGUUGAGGCUAAUCAACCAAUACAGCCACGGCGCCCCGCUCCAACACGCCCACCUGAAAAGGAUAAGGAUGAGAAAAAGAAGGAUAAGGAUGGAAAAAAGAAGGAAUCGACAAAAAGGAGACCAGCUCCUGCAGUUCCAACCACUUCUGCGUCAACACAGGAUUCUGCAGUUCCUACUCCAGCUCCAGCUGUCCCUCAAAGAACUGACCUUGAGCCUGUCAAGAUACGACCUGGAAUUGCUGCAGAGCUGUUAGAACUCCUGAGAAUGAAGAAAGCAGAGUCUCGCAGUGAAGAUGAAGAGGCACUCCUUCAAUCUCAUGAAGGCCAGCAACUAAUUGCAAUUCUUAAUGAGCUGACUGAACACAAGGAAGACUCGCAGCAAAGAAGCUGGGCUGUCCAUGAUGAUGAAGGGAUACUUAGCAAACUCCUGAAAAACCUGCUCAGUAUUUUGCUGGAUGCUGAUCCCGCAGUCUGUCGAACUGUACUCAAGCUUGAUGAUUAUGAUUAUGUCAACAUGCUUGUUGUCUACUUCCAAAUGGAAGAGAGACAAUCACUGCGCCAAAAGUUAAUUGAGAUUUUUGGUUGUAUGUGUGGCUUGGAGAAGGAAAUUCUCUCCCAACUUCUGUGUUCUGUCUUGCCUACAGAACUGGCGAUAGAGAUUAUGAACAGGAAAGAGGAUUUCCCGAGUAACAUCGUAAUGAGAGUACUAGCAUCUCGCAGCACUGCCAAAACACUGAGUGAGAAGAUCAUGUUACUUAUCAACAGAGAAGGUUGGUCAGAGAUAACAACAAUGUGCAAUUAGUCUUGUUUAUCUUCUGAUGCAUCUGUCAA